AAUAAAAAUAAUGUCUUUGAAUUCAGGUGAAUAAUAGGAUUUAGAUGAGUCUUGUGAAUCUCCUUUUUCAUAAUCACCAAAAUCGAAAAGAAUUAAGAAGUUAGAAUCAAUUUCACCUAAAAAGAAUGUUGGUCAUUGGACAAAGGAAGAACAUGAAAAAUAUUUGUACUUCUUAGAAGAGCACUCAGACAUAAAGAAAAAUAAUAAAAUCUUUAAAUCAAUGAGUGAAGUUAUUGGAACGAGAUCACCAAGUUAAUGCAGGUAUUUUCCUUAUAUUUAGAAGAUCACAUCACUAAAAAUUUAACCCUUUAUCUCCAAUAGUCCAGAAGAAGAACCAAAAAGCAUAAAAACAAACUAUGUCAACAUAAUAAGAUGAUUUAAACUAGUAAAUAGAGGAAGAAUCUCUUAAUCGAAAUAUGGUUUAACUUAUGAUUUUUGAUGAAGAUGAUUAAGUCUGUUAACUUCCAUAAUUUAAUUUAGAUGAUUUCUUUUGAAUUUAUUCAUGCAAAACACAAGCA
Messenger RNA from Paramecium sonneborni, 518 nucleotides. NCBI's taxonomy places the organism in Eukaryota, Ciliophora, Oligohymenophorea, Peniculida, Parameciidae. The record is from the annotation of a GenBank genome assembly.